AUGCUUCUAAGAUUUCGUGGUCCUGAUGGGACAGUCCGUAUUACUGUUGAAGCAGAUGAAACUUUUGGUCAACUCGGCGAUAAGCUUGUAAAACUUCUACCAGAGAACCUCGAUCCGAGGACUUUAACACUUUCGAAUGCACCGAGUGGUGGAGAGGUCAAACCUCUUAUGGAGAUUGCGAGAGCCAAAGUUUCGCAGAUUGGUCUCAAAAAUGGUGAUAUGGUAUUCAUUAAUUACAAGCUCUUGGAUAGUCUCUCAAAUGGCAAUUCUACUACUUCCAUCUCAGCCCCCCUUCCAUCACAUCUCACUCCUUCAACAAAUCGUUUAAACGGAAAUGCCGUUCUACCGGAUUCAAUACCUAUCGAUAUUCCUGCUCAAGAAGUAACAUCGCCCCUCGAAAAAAUCAAGAACCCCUGGGAAAUCGUUCAACAAUCCGAUCUCGAUAAUAGGUUAGACAAGAAGGAUGGGAAAAUUCCUAGGAAGAAGGAUCAGAAAAUGUGUCGACAUGGUGAGAAAGGAAUGUGCGAUUACUGCAUGCCGAUGGAACCAUUCAACGCGGAGUACCUGGCCGAAAGAAAAAUCAAGAAUCUCUCGUUCCACUCAUACCUGCGAAAGAUCAACUCGGCCACCAACAAGCCAGAGUUAGGAAGCUCUUUUAUGCCACCGUUAACUGAGCCUUAUUAUCGUGUGAAGAAGAAUUGUCCCUCAGGACACCCUCAGUGGCCAGAAGGUAUUUGUACAAAGUGCCAACCUAGCGCAAUCACUCUACAGCCGCAGGCAUUCCGUAUGGUGGAUCAUGUUGAAUUUGCGGAAGCAAGCCUUAUCGAAAAUUUGCUCAAAUUCUGGAGAUCUACAGGCGCACAACGUUUUGGAUAUCUAUACGGUCGCUACGAAGAGUAUACAGAGGUACCGCUGGGAGUCAAGGCCGUCGUGGAAGCCAUCUACGAACCACCACAAGUCGACGAACUCGAUGGCGUAACCUUGAACGAAUGGGAAUCCGAAAAGGAUAUCGACGAGAUGGCGAGAUUAUGCGGCUUGGAAAGAGUCGGAGCUAUCUGGACUGAUCUAAUCGACUCGGGCGCAGGAGAUGGCGUUGUCAUAUGCAAGAGACACAUUGAUUCAUACUUUUUAUCAUCGCUGGAAAUUGCAUUUGCAGCACGUUUACAAGCACAGCACCCCAAGCCGACAAAAUGGAGUGAUACCGGCAAAUUUGGUUCGAAUUUUGUUUCUUGUGUAGUAACAGCCGAUGAGACCGGAGGAAUUGCCAUAUCUGCCUAUCAAGUCUCAAACUCCGCCGUGGAAAUGGUUCGAGCAGAUAUCGUCGAACCCUCCGCUGACCCUGCUGUGAUGAUCGUUCGCAGCGAAGGAGAUGAUGAUUCUGACACAAGCGCAAGAUACAUUCCCGAAGUCUUCUUCCGAAAGAUCAACGAAUAUGGUAGAAGUGUUCAGGAGAAUGCCAAGCCAUCUUUUCCAGUUGAAUAUUUACUCGUCACAUUGACUCACGGAUUUCCUGAUGAGCCCAAACCAGCAUUUAUGGCUAAGAGCUUUUUCACUAUCGAAAAUCGUUUGGUCAUUGGUCAGGAACAAGAUAUCAAAGACGUUGGCAAGCAAUUGGGGCUUGACAAAAAUGGACAGCUCACCCAAUCCAGCGAUGGUGUCCUCGCAGUAUCUGACUUCCAUCUCCUCUGCUUCAUAUAUAGUAUGGGCAUUCUAAGCAAAGAAGAGAUGGCACUUCUCUGUCGCGUGGCCACACAACACGAUUUAGCAGAUGGAUAUCAAUUGAUAAAAACACCUGGAUGGGCAACUUUCCUUGCAAUUUUACAAUCGACUGGUGAGCGACCCCCAAAACGUCAGUCGCCGUGCGACGACGAUGGUUCUGCAGAGCGUCUUGCUAAAAGGGUUGGCGGGGUUCCUGAUCGUCAAAAAUGUUUCGGAGAACCACUACUGUGUGACGAAAGCAAGUGUAUAGGGCUGGGGGGGAGAGUAGGAGAUUUGGCACGAAGCUUCAGUGAUUUCUUCGGGACACAGGGUCCUUCAGGAGGAGGGGAAGCAAAGCAUCGCAAGACAGACAUAUUCGUCUUGAGAUGUACGGCAUAUUGA
Molecule: messenger RNA, 2100 nt
Organism: Sclerotinia borealis F-4128
Lineage: Eukaryota; Fungi; Ascomycota; Leotiomycetes; Helotiales; Sclerotiniaceae
Source: the annotation of a GenBank genome assembly